CAGAGCCGCUGCGUAAGCGCAGGUCGGGCUGUCGUUAUACAACCGAGUUAGUCGGCGCAUACGACGCUCCUCGUACAGACAACCGCGCAGCGUUCAAGCGAGAAAUAGAGAUCGCGGAUAAAAUAUGACGUCGGACAUCAACGAGUGGUACCGAGGCCGCAAGGUCCUGGUGACCGGAGCCUCCGGCCUCAUGGGCAAGGUGCUGAUAGAGAAGCUGCUGUACUCCGUGCCCGACGUGGGCUGUGUGUACGCACUGGUGCGGAGCAAGCGCGGCAAGACGCCCGAGUCGCGGAUCGAGGACAUGUGGAAACUACCCUUAUUCUCAAGGCUAAGAGAAGAGAAACCACAUGUGAUGAAGAAACUGAUUCCCGUGACGGGAGACAUCUGCUACGAUAACCUCGGGAUCGAAGAUCAGAUGCUGAACAAACUUUAUAACGAGGUAUCAGUAGUAUUCCACUUCGCAGCCAGCUUGCGUCUCGAGGCACCGCUGAAGGAAGGGCUGGAAAUGAACACGAGGGGCACUCUGCGUGUCAUCGAGAUGGCCAGGAGAAUGAAGAACCUGACGGCUUUUGUGCAUCUUUCGACUGCGUUCUGUUAUCCGGACUACGAGAGAAUGGCUGAAAAGGUUCACGACCCACCCCACAAUCCUCACGAAGUCCUUCGCGCCGCGCAAUGGCUGACCGAGGACCAGCUGAACCUCUUAGCCCCUUCCAUAAUGAACAUGCACCCCAACUCGUACCUGUACUCCAAACGGCUGGCCGAGGCGUUGGUGAGGGACGCUCAUCCCAAACUACCGGCGUGUGUAGUUCGACCCAGUAUAGUCACGCCCUCAUACAAGGACCCGAUACCAGGCUGGGUGGACAACCUCAACGGCCCCAUCGGGCUCAUGGUGGGCGCCGGCAAGGGCGUCAUCCGCUCCAUGCACUGCUACGGCCAUUACCACUGCGAGGUCAUCCCCGUGGACAUCGCGAUCAACGCCAUCAUUGUCAUAGCUUACAAGAUCGGCACGCAGACGGAACGGUCUCCAGAGCUCCCGGUCUACAACAUAACGACCGGCGACGACAGAGACACAACCUGGAAGCAAGUGCUGGACAACGGCAAGGCGACCAUCCGAAAGUACCCCUUCGAGGGCCCCCUGUGGUACCCCGAUGGCAACAUUCGGCACAACAAGUUCAUACAUAGCCUGUGUGUAUUCUUUUACCAUCUUGUGCCGGCUUAUUUGAUUGAUUUCCUGAUGCUGAUAUUUGGACAGAAACGAUUCAUGGUUAGAAUCCAAAACAGAAUAUCCGUCGGCCUCGAAGUCCUCCAGUAUUUCACAACCAGGGAAUGGUGGUUCGACACCAACAACUUCAAGGCUCUACCGAAGUCACUGAACCCUGAGGACUUCAAACUGUUCCCUAUGGAUCUGACCAUUAUUAAAGACGAGCCGUAUAUCGAGAGUUGUAUGAUUGGCGGGAAAUUGUACUGCUUGAAGGAGAAAAUGGAAAAUCUGCCCAAAGCGAGGCUGCAGAAUAACAUUCUAUGGGUGUUAGACAAGCUGGUGUCCGUGUUCUUCUACCUGGUGAUCGUGUACUGGAUCGCGUCCUACUUCGAGCCUGCACGGGAGCUACUCUCCUAUGUCCCGCUGGUGCGGUAUCUGCCCCUCGUCGGGAAAGUCGUGUUUCCUCAGUAGAUAUUAAGACGAAAUGGUACGACACAGACAAGACAUCCACCAGACUGAGCAUAGUAGCGCUACCCCCUCUGCCACAAAUAUACGGUAGUUUUACUCCAUUUUCGAGUCAAGUGUCCUUGUGUGACGCCCGUGUCUUUGAACGGACCAAUCACGUCACGGGACUCGCUCACCUCGUCCCCCGCACCCCUGUAUUUUGGCAGCAUCGGUUUCAUGAAAUAAUUGCUCUAAGCUCCGUCUACAGGAUUCCUAGUCUAUGGGGUACGACGUCACGACGCUUCUCCAGUCCCUAUUUUUCUCUCUGGAUAACAUUGCUUCCUAACUCUUAUAAUAAAAUAAAAAAAGUCAAUAAGUAGGUACCUACUAUAUAUUUUCCAUAAUAUCAAUAUGCAGGGAGAAAAAUGAGGACUACGUUUGUAUGGAGAAGUGGUUGUCCAUUAUCCUCUUAACCAAUAUUCAUAAAACUUAACGCUUCUUAUAGUGCGCAUAAUGGUUGUGUUUACCACGUGAUAAAGGCAAUAUACAGUACUUACUUUACUUUUGUUACUCGAUAAGUACUACUAGGUAACCUUUUAUAUUAAAUCGGUGACUUUACUGACGCAAAUGACUUUGAUAACCGUUCAUAUCCGAACAACUAAUAUUGGUUUGUAACUAAUGAAACUUAAUUCCGAAAUUACUUGAAUGUAUAUUAAUAGGUUUAUCGGUUAUCUAUUUGGCAUAAUACAGUACCUAUAAUGAGUAACAUAAAAAGAUUAAAAACUAAAAUAAAAACUACCUAAAAUUAAAAACUAAACUAAUCUAGACUAAAGUAAAUCUAAAAAAGGCCCCCGCGGCAUUGUGCCAAAGAUGCUGGCAGCAUUCCCUCGCUGAAUGGCAAUACUAAUGCGUUGCGAGAGAAAGCUGCCAGCUCUCUGGUCACCGGUGGUAAAAGUCAGUUAUCUUAGUGUCAAAAGUAGCCAAAAUAAUAUUUUUAUCCAAUUGUUGGUAAAUGGGUGAAUCAAGUUUUUCUUGUCACUCGUUGCCAUAGUUAUGUUCUCCUGGGUAAUUCUUUAAAACCUGAUUUUUAGGCAUUUAAAUUCAUCAAACACGCUUUUUUGUGACACAUAAACCCUUUCCAUUGAGGGUCGUCUAUCAAGCGUGUCAGAAGAAGGUGGUGUACAAUGUCUUCUAACAAACUAUGCUACUAUUGUCUCUUGGCUGACCGGACAGAAUAACAACAAGAAAUAGUUGAUCCACUCAAAUAAUUGACUUGCAAAAAAAGUGUGCAGUAGGUAUUACAUAAAUAAUUAUGGGUAACUACUGUUUAUUUUAAUAUAGUUACCAUUUAUAAUAAUUUUAUAUCGAAUGUAAAUACUAACUACUUAAUUUGUUUGUACAUUUGCUAGUAUACGUAAUCGAUGUAAGUAUAAGUUAAUUACAGUUAAAGUUCUUUGUUUUUCCACAUAUUUUGGUGUAGCACAUAUAAUUGUGUGUUUAAUUUGAAAACUCAAAGUUACUUUUAUUACCAGCUUUAAUUAUUAUAUCGUACAUAUUCUGUAAGCGUAGUAUUUUGCUAGAACGCUAUAUGUUACGUUUCUAUAUUUUGUAAUAAAGUAUUCAAGUUAUUGUUUUGAACAUUAUUUCAAGGCAAACGUA
Messenger RNA from Cydia splendana, 3304 nucleotides. RefSeq names its product putative fatty acyl-CoA reductase CG5065. The transcript has 9 exons. Bases 125 to 1672 code for a protein of 515 amino acids. Gene Ontology annotation, molecular function: alcohol-forming very long-chain fatty acyl-CoA reductase (NADP+) activity. Gene Ontology annotation, biological process: long-chain fatty-acyl-CoA metabolic process. The record is from RefSeq and is a predicted model, not a curated record. NCBI's taxonomy places the organism in Eukaryota, Metazoa, Arthropoda, Insecta, Lepidoptera, Tortricidae. Gene Ontology annotation, cellular component: peroxisome.